AUGAAAUACAAAUACACAUUGUCGUGGGAUCAUUUACUUCAAGCCAUUCAAAUUCAAAAUGAAAUUUUGGAAUGGUCGGAUCAAGAAAGCAUGAAAAUAUCCAGUAAUGGUAAUCAUUCAACACCUCAAGUGAUGAUAGAAUAUUAUAAAACUUUGUUGGAUCAAUGUAUGAAAUUUUUAGGAACUAUUCCAGAAUCACUAUCAUCUUGUAACAACAAGGAAAAUGAAACUGACAACAUGUUGAAGGAUCAUCUUUGUCAUCACUGGCAUAAAACAUGGAAUGAAUUAUUAUGUCAAUUUCAUGAUAUUCAUCGCCAAGCAACGGCCAUCACAAUCACCACACAAAGUGUCCAAACAUUGAGAACCAUGUUAUGUGAUUUGUUCAAAUCAACAAAACAAGCAUCUGCAGAAUAUCUUUUUUCUGAAGCAAUUACAACCUUAAAUUUUGAAUCAUCUUCCACCUCUUUCUUUGAAAAUCAAUUCCAAAAUAUUCAGCAGAUAUGCAGUUUAAUGGAGAGAAAGUUUCGAAACAGAAUUGUAAAACUCUCUCAACAUUCAAUGUUGUAUGGUGUACCUCUCCCUACUCAAGGAGAAGAACAGCACUCCGCUUGCAACCCCACAUCCAAGGUUUUGUCUCAAAGUGAGACAAUUAUGGCAUGUAUUUAUGCAAGUUUCAUUCUACACGACUGUGAAAUGAAAAUUGAAGCGCAUAGCAUAGUCUCCAUUCUUAAGGCUGCAAACAUUGAAAUUCCUGAAAUUUACGCAAACAUCAUUGCCAAUUACUUUGGUAGAGAAAACAACUCUGUCUUGAAACGAGUGUUGGAAUUGAGUUGUGCAAGCUCCAUAUUAGAGCAAGUAGUGGCGUAUGGCCCUCAAACAAAACGAGGAGAAUCUAAUGACAGUAUUCGCCAUGAGGAAAAGUAUGGCAUACCUAGCUCGGACGAGGAAUUUGGAUUGAAUGAAUUUUUCUAA
Naegleria lovaniensis is the source of this 972-nucleotide messenger RNA. RefSeq lists its product as uncharacterized. Lineage: Eukaryota; Heterolobosea; Eutetramitea; Acrasida; Naegleriidae. The record is from RefSeq and is a predicted model, not a curated record. The transcript has a single exon. Bases 1 to 972 code for a protein of 323 amino acids.